This is a messenger RNA of Peromyscus eremicus (cactus mouse), 606 nucleotides long. RefSeq names its product zinc finger matrin-type protein 1-like. NCBI's taxonomy places the organism in Eukaryota, Metazoa, Chordata, Mammalia, Rodentia, Cricetidae. The record is from RefSeq and is a predicted model, not a curated record. Bases 4 to 606 code for a protein of 200 amino acids. The transcript has a single exon.
UUCAUGGUCAGUGCAAUGGAAAAGCGUCAGACCAAUGACUCUUUUCAACAUGAGCUUGAAGAUUUCAUUAGAAAGCAGAGAGCCAGAGGAUUACAUCCAAGGAUCUAUUUCAGAAAUACGGCAGAGGAAUCUUUUCACCAAGAAAGAGACCGCAUCAGCCCGGGAGCUCCGAUGCUGGGGCCACCUCUCUCAUCCAGAAAACACCCCAGAUCCUCUACUUCCUAUGAAAGGCCGACAGUGGAAAACCUGGUACCUCACUGCAGACAAAGACUGGAAUCUCUAAAACAUCAUCAGAAAAACCAGCCAGUCAGUCAAGAUGGAAAGGAAAGUCCCCGUCACCAGGAGUGGGAAGGAGCCACCAGUGUGGAGCAAAGGACGCCCAAGAGGAAACACCACAGAGAGAAGGCGUCCCACAAAAAAGACAGAGGCCCCAGCAGAAGGAAGGCCUCCCCAGAGCCAGCGGGAACUGAGAAGUCCAAGCCCAGAAAGAGGACCCGCCACGGUGGAAGAGACCCCACCAGAAGCAGACGCCAGUCCCACAGAGAGAAGAAGGAGCCAGAGGAAAGAGAUUUGUGGGAUGAAGUCAUCUUGGGCAGUUGCGACUGA